AUGCCGCCGGAUCGGCGCGGCCUCGUUCAAGCCCGGCAGGCGGUGAUGCGACAGUAUGACCUCGCUCUCUGCCGCGCCGCCACGGAGCACAAAAGCCGGGAGUCCCUCAAAGAGAAGGUGCACCAUGCGGCAAGGAUCGCAGUCAGUCGACACAGCAGCGGCAUCGAAGUGAAGGGCUUCGUCUCACGGCUGGUGGACAUCUGUGAUGACCCCAUGGCCAUCAAGGAGAAUCUUCUACUCGUGAUCGAUUCGAUCAUGCGCCACGCCGAGAAGGAAGAUGUUAGUGCCGUCCGAAAGUUCGAGAAAGCUUUCGCGCCGCAUCUCUACACCCUCUUUGGCGCCUGCGUGAAAAGUAGUGAGAAUAGGUCGCAGGUGGCGACGUACCUGCUGAAAAAGUUAGUUCCCUUCUGGAAGGAGAACGCAUGGUUCUCCAGAGAGAUGCCGAAAGUUAUACAUCUUCUCGUGUCCAAGCUCAAGGAGGGCGAGAGGCCCGGCGAGAAAGGACCGAAGGAAGAGGCUUUCGAAGAGGGGCAGGCCGCGCAGGCUCGGGUGCCCUCGAAGAUGAAGGGGCCGGCGGACUCGAAGUUGCCGGAGGCUCCGACGUAUGUCGGGACAGAGGAGGCUGCUCCUGCGCCCAUGCCCGGGCUGAUACCCGAGACGCCGGCGAGCGGAAUCAUCCCGCGGACGCCGGCCACAAUCCCGGGAACGCCGGGCUUCCCUGCAAUCCCGCCGACACCGCGCACAGUCCCGGCAACGCCGGCCGACAGCGCUCUCAUACCCCAAACGCCCGUGGACAGGGAUGAUAAGGCGCGGCCGGGUUACCGGCCCUUCUCGGCUUACAAGGCCUACAAGGUACCAGUGCCUUUGGUGCCACCGCCGCAGAUGCCGACAGCAGACGACCACAUGAGUGACUACUCGCCGUCGGUAGCAGGUGAUCUGGUUCCGCCUCAGGAGCCGCCUCCACUCUACGAUCCUUUCGCCGAGCCUCCCCCGACAGCCCACUUCUCGUCCGCGGCCUACUCGCAGGAGGUGCAGACGGAGGAUCUCCUCCUACCGCCAGGCUACGGUCGCCAAGAAGAGGAUCUCUUGCACGAGACGCCCGUGUAUGGCGCGGAGACUCCUCUGACGCAGCGAACAGGAGAGGUGUACACCGAGAUACCCCUCCCAACGGAAGUUGGCACCAAGACGCUGACGUCAGAGGUGGCCUCCUCACAGAUUCCAACGAUCUCGCCGCACGCAGACGGCCGUCGUGUUCCACUGCCCGGCGUUCACGAAGACGAGCAGGUCCCAGUGCCCACGGAACCUGCUCCCUCAGAGAGGUUCCCAUAUGCGAUGAAAGAGGAGGAAGUUCCUAUGCCGACCUCGCCAGCCCCCUCCUCACCCGGUGCAGACAGGAGGGAGCUGCCGGUGCCAACUUCCCCAAUCGCUUCAGAGUUUGGCGAGGAAGACAGGCGGUUGGGCUACGGCGGCGAGGAUGUGCCCGUGCCUACAUCUCCAGUUGCUUCUGACGACGGGUACUACGCCGAGGACGUGCCGAUUCCCACAUCGCCGGUAGACUCUCCAGCCGGCGAAGACAGGCGUCCAGCUGUCCAUCCAGAGGACCGGGAGGUCCCCGUUCCGACGUCGCCGGUGCAGUCACCAGCUGACGACGAUGAACACAGGCCACCCGUGGUGCCGGUCUCGUCGGGCCACAUGUCCAGCGGGAUGCUGUCGGCACAAUCGGAAAGCGCCGACGAGCCAACGGAGUCCCCGAGUGAAGAGGUGCCUGCGCCGACGGAGGUGCACGAUGGGCCGGGUGAAGAGCCACCGAGUUUUGAGGAGGUGGAGUUCUUGCUGGAUGAGGCAGCCUUGAGAAACUCCGCAUCGGCGUCGUCGGGCAUUGGCCCCGUUUCUAGCGUGGAGGCUCCCGAGGAGGUCCCGCAUCCGGACAGUGCGUUGCCUACCUCGUCUGCGCCAGCAGAUCUGUUCCCCGACGACAGCACGGAGCCUUCAUCGCCGAUGCAAGCUGUGAACCCACCGACAUCGCCGGUGACUUCCCCGGCAGAGGAGAUGGAGUUUGUGGAUGAGGGCUCGGCCGCUACGGGCCUUCCUUCGGGAAGCCUCUUCGAGUCGGCGAAGCUGCGUGAGUCCGUCCCAGUACAUACUUCCUCGGUCUAUGUGACCUCGCCCACGGAAAUCGUGCCGACGGAUUUACCAGCACCCACCUCACCCGUGACGUCGCCGGCAGACGAGGUGGAGACACAGACGAUCCGUGAAGCGCUGCUGCCACAGCUUCAGCAGGAGGUGCACACAGAGAUGCCCGUUCCGACGGAGAUGCCCUCCCCAAGCGCAGCAUACGACGAGGAGGAGGAGGAGAUACCGCUGCACCUCCCACCGGGGAUCGUCCCAACAGAGGUGCCGAGCCCGACCUCACCAAGAGGGCUUCGGCCGCCGACGACGGAGCAUUCGAGCACAAGGGGCGUUCCUGCCACAGUGCGGACACGAGAGCCACCAACGCGCGAGCCGCCGACACUGGUGCCGCCAACCAGAGAGCCUCCGACACGAGAGCCGAUGCCGAUUCCCACAGAGGUUCCCUCCGAAACCUCGCAUCGGUUGAGGCCCGUGACGACGGAGGCCACGACCAUUGAGGAGGAUGUCACAUCGCCCACGGAAGAGGUUGAGGUCCAGACGAUGACGAUCCACGCGCCGAUGCCACCACCACCAGAGGUGCAUACCGAGAUGCCGGUGCCAACCGAAAUGCCCUCUCCUUCUGCAGUGCACGGUGACUUUGACGAAGAGGACAUCCCGCUGUACCUCCCGGAUACGCUGCGCCACCCGCCAGUUCCGGUUCCCACGGAGGUGCCAUCGCCAACCUCGCCGGGAUUGCUGCCAAGAGCGCCCACCAGUGAGCCGGCAACGGGGUCCCAGGGUCGCGCGCCGUUGCCAGUCCCGACUGAGGUGGCGAGUCCGACCUCUCUCAGAGUGCCUGUUCGGCCUCCAACCAGUGAGCACCCGACGAGCACCCGAGGCACAUUGCCGACAGCGCCGACGCGAGAGCCCCCGACACGCGAGCCGCCUACGCUGGUGCCGCCCACGCGGGAGUUCAUGCCGCCGACUGUGGAGGUGCCUUCAGAAGGCUCCCGGAGGUUGGCGCAUGUGACCACGGAAGCCACCAGCGUAGCGGACGUGGUGACUUCGCCCGCGGACGAGGUUGAGACCCAGACGAUCCGCGCCGCAAUGCCGCCGCCGGAG
Molecule: messenger RNA, 3231 nt
Organism: Symbiodinium sp. CCMP2592
Lineage: Eukaryota; Dinophyceae; Suessiales; Symbiodiniaceae
Source: the annotation of a GenBank genome assembly